GCUGAAACUCCCUCGCUCAGCAACCAACUGGUCAUUGUUUCUUUCUUUGGAAGGAGCAGACGACACAAAAAUGAAAAGCCUUUAUUUUCUUUUCAAGAGCCAUAAGUAUGGCAGUUGCGCGGUAAAACCACGAGAUGUUGACCCCAUAUUAGUCUGAUCGUAGCCAAUUUGACAUAGGUAUGUUGCAAGAAGGAUAUAAGUAGCAAUUACAAGAUCUUCAUACGAAAGACAAAGAACACAACAACAACAGAAAUAAGAAGAAGAAGAAGAAGAAGAAGAAGAAGAAGAAGAGGAAGAAGAACCUGAUUUGUUAGUCUUGCAAGAUGGGACAUGCUAACUACAUAGGGAAGUACCGUCUCAGUCGAACAAUCGGAGAAGGUACUUUUUCCAAGGUGAAGCUCGGAGUAGACACCACCAAUGGACAAUAUGUUGCAAUCAAGAUCAUCGACAAGCAUAUGGUCUUGGAAAAUGAUCUCAAGUGUCAGGUACAAAACGAGAUAAGAACAAUGAAGCUUUUGCAUCAUCCCAAUAUUGUCCGUAUACAUGAGGUAAUUGGCACGAAGACAAAGAUUUAUAUAGUAAUGGAAUACGUAUCGGAGGGGCAACUCUCAGACAAGUUGUCAUAUGUCAAGAAGUUUAGUGAACCAGAGGCAAGAAAAAUUUUCCAGCAGUUAAUUGAUGCGGUUGACUACUGCCAUAACAGAGGAGUUUAUCAUAGAGAUCUAAAGCCAGAAAAUUUGCUUCUGGAUAGGAAAGGAAAUCUCAAAGUAUCUGAUUUUGGACUUAGCGCGUUGCGGAAGCCUGGAGACAUACUGACAACAGCCUGUGGCUCGCCAUGCUAUGUAGCACCAGAGCUGAUUGCAAAUAAGGGCUACGAUGGAGCAGCAGCCGAUGUUUGGUCAUGUGGAGUAAUCCUUUUUGAACUACUAGCUGGUUAUCUACCAUUUGAUGAUCGUAACCUCAUGGUUCUGUACAGAAAGAUUGCUGGAGCAGAAUACAAAUUUCCUCAUUGGUUUACAGACAGUCAGAAGAAUCUGAUCUCAAGGAUACUAAAUCCAAGUCCAAAAAAGCGAAUAACAAUACUUGAGAUCACUGAGGAUUCAUGGUUUCAAACUGAUUAUAAACCUUCCUGCGGAUAUCUGUCUGAUGAAAAAAUCUAUUUGGAUGACGUUAAUGCUGCUUUUGAUUCGGUUGAGGAGAAUGGUUUGGAGUCAAAGAUGCCCAAAUCGCCCAGUUUCAUAAAUGCUUUUCAAUUGAUAGCAAUGUCACAUGACCUAGAUUUAUCAGGUCUUUUUGAAGGACAGGAUGACAUGAAGACGACAACAAGGCUUGGCUCCAAGCUUCCAGUCACUGAAACCUUGGAAAAAAUAGAGGCUGCAGCAAUGGAUGUUAGUCUGUCAAUUGAAAAGAUGAACAAAUUCAGGAUAAAAAUGCACCCGAAACUAAAUCAGAAGAUGACCAGAUGUUCCCGAUCAUACUAUGACCUCUCAGCAGAGGUUAUUGAGGUUGCUCCAACUAACUGUGUCAUAGAAAUAUCAAAGUCCGCAGGCGAGCUAAGAGAAUACAAAGAGUUCUGCAAAAGUUUAUCAAGCCUGUUAACGGAGAAAGCUGAUGUAUCACCUGAAGUGCAAGAUUCCAAGGAAGUCCGUGACACCAGCAGAAGUGCCCAGAAGAUAGAAUGCUCUGGAGACGAAAGGAUAUAGACAAAAGGGACAACCAAGGUUAUUCAUCUUCUUAAAUUAUCAGCUAUAGUCCAUUUAUGUCAACUUCCUUCACCCAAAGUCCUAUGAUUGCUCAAAGAAAAUAAAACACAAAUCAUGAUGGAAAACUGUAUUUUCAAGAGCGAAAACAAGUUCAUAGUAUGAGGGGAGGUUCUACCAAUGCAUAAGUAUCCGAACAAAGUCAAAACCACUUGACAAUAGCUCACUUCAAAUGUGUUCCUUGUCAUUCUUUUUAUCUUCCCUUUCCAAGAUGUACAUUAGAGGUUGAAGUUUUUCAAACAAUUUUUUUUUCACUGAAAAAUAAAUGAUAUGUAAAGAGAUUCCGAAGCUGUCUCACUUUAUCCUGCUUCAGCAUAUUUAGUUUGCUGUCUCAGCACAAUUUCAAUUUUGUGUAUAGUAUGUAUUCAUUAUGAAGCAAAGAAUAUUUCCUCAAGCAUCCAAAGAGUAAUAGAAUCUA
Mangifera indica (mango) is the source of this 2178-nucleotide messenger RNA. RefSeq names its product CBL-interacting serine/threonine-protein kinase 21-like. The transcript has 15 exons. Gene Ontology annotation, molecular function: ATP binding; protein kinase activity. Bases 324 to 1703 code for a protein of 459 amino acids. Gene Ontology annotation, biological process: signal transduction; protein phosphorylation. Lineage: Eukaryota; Viridiplantae; Streptophyta; Magnoliopsida; Sapindales; Anacardiaceae. The record is from RefSeq and is a predicted model, not a curated record.